This is a messenger RNA of Rhea pennata, 1371 nucleotides long. It is a transcript of the gene INSM2, whose product is annotated as INSM transcriptional repressor 2. Gene Ontology annotation, biological process: regulation of cell cycle process; neuron differentiation; negative regulation of transcription by RNA polymerase II. Bases 1 to 1371 code for a protein of 456 amino acids. Gene Ontology annotation, molecular function: RNA polymerase II cis-regulatory region sequence-specific DNA binding; DNA-binding transcription repressor activity, RNA polymerase II-specific. The record is from RefSeq and is a predicted model, not a curated record. Lineage: Eukaryota; Metazoa; Chordata; Aves; Rheiformes; Rheidae. The transcript has a single exon. Gene Ontology annotation, cellular component: nucleus; transcription repressor complex.
AUGCCGCGCGGCUUCCUCGUCAAGCGGAGCCGGCGGCCCGGCGGCUCCUACCGGGCGCGCCCUCGGGAGCGGGACCCGCCGCCCGCCCCGCCGCCGCCGCCGCCCGCCGCCGUCGGGGGCAGCCCCGCCGCGCUGCACGAGGAGGAGGAGGAGGAGGAGGGCGAGGAGGAGGAGGAAGGCGCCGCCGCUGCCGUUUGCCCCGCGCCCGCCGCGGCGACGUGGCGGCCCGGCGGUGUCGGCGGCGGGAGCCCCGGGCGCGCCCCGCCGGAGGCGCCGUCGGGCUGGGGGGCGGCGGGGCCCGGCGGCGCCGCGGGGCCCCGCGCCGCGUUCUUCGAGCGGUGCCUCAGCUCGCCCGCCUCCGCCGAGUCCUUCCCGCUGGCCGCCUCCUUCCCGCCCGCCGAGAAGCUGCUGCUGCAGCCCCGCACGCCGCUGCCCGCCCCGCCGCCGCCGCCGCCGCCGAGCCCCGCGCUGAAGCGGCCGUCGCGGGCCAAGGCGCCGGCCAAGAAGGCCAAGGCCACGCGGAAGCUGAGCUUCGCCGACGAGGUGACCACCUCGCCCGUGCUGGGGCUGCGCAUCAAGGAGGAAGGGCCCGAGGGCCGCCCGGGGCCGCCGCCGGGGCCGCCGCCGGCGGGGCGCACGCCGCUGGGCGAGUUCAUCUGCCAGCUGUGCAAGGAGCAGUACGCGGACCCGCUGGCGCUGGCGCAGCACCGCUGCUCGCGCAUCGUGCGCGUCGAGUACCGCUGCCCCGAGUGCCACAAGAUCUUCAGCUGCCCCGCCAACCUGGCCUCGCACCGCCGCUGGCACAAGCCGCGGCCCGGCCCCAGCGCCGCCGCCUCCGCCGCCGCCCCGCCGGGCAAGGAGAACAGCCCCGAGCGGCCGCCCCGCGCCGCGCCCCCGCCGCCGCCGCCGCCGCCGCCGCCGCCCCGUCAGCACCGCGGCGGCGCGGACAGCGCCGGCCCCGACGGCCCGGACGGCGCGGCGGCGGCGGCGGCGGCGUUCGCGUGCCCCUGCUGCCAGAAGCGGUUCCGGCGGCAGGCCUACCUCCGCAAGCACCUGGGCACGCACGGGGCGGCGGCGGCCCGCGGCCCGGCCCCGCGGGGGCCGCUCGCCUUCGCCUGCCCGCUCUGCGGGGCCCGCUUCCCCUCGGCGGACAUCAGGGACAAGCACCGGCUGUGGCACGCCGUGCGCGACGAGCUGCUGCUGCCCGCGGCGCAGCCCGCGGCCGGCGCCGAGCCGCAGGGCUUCCCCUGCAAGCACUGCCCCGCCACCUUCUUCAGCGCGCCGGGGCUGGCGCGCCACGCCACCAAGUGCCACCCGCCCGAGGGCAGGCAGGUCCUGCUGCUCCAGCUGCCCGUGCGCCCGGGCUGCUAG